This is a messenger RNA of Drosophila serrata, 2175 nucleotides long. RefSeq names its product protein TAPT1 homolog. The record is from RefSeq and is a predicted model, not a curated record. Gene Ontology annotation, biological process: positive regulation of cilium assembly. Gene Ontology annotation, cellular component: endoplasmic reticulum membrane; ciliary basal body. NCBI's taxonomy places the organism in Eukaryota, Metazoa, Arthropoda, Insecta, Diptera, Drosophilidae.
CGCGUUAGCGCAUUUACAAGUGCUGUUCCAUUCCCCAGACAUUUCACGGCUCGUUGUUAUUAUUAUUAAUUUUAUGGCAAUACUUCGUACUUAAUGAACACCACAGUAAAUUCCGGUGGCAGCAAGCGGCAGCUGCGGUUCCGUGGCGACGUCAACACCAGUAGCCGGGUUGAGGAGCUGCAUCAUCAUCAUCACCAUAAUGAUGAGAUCAAGCAAAAGCAGCCGCUCACCCAGGAUGACGUUGCAGCGACGCCGACAGCGUCGGCAACGGCGGCAGCAGCGCAGCAGCGACUGCAGAACGGAAACACAGAGACUGGCACCAACACCUUCUUCGAUUUCUUCAAGGUGGAAAUGACCCGUGGCUAUAUGCUAGAGCAUGAUGAGGAACGAUAUUCGGCUCGUCGGCAGAAGAUAUAUAGCUUCAUGCGCAUACCGCGCGAUCUGGAACGUUUCAUGGUCUAUGGUAUCAUGCAAUGCGCCGAUUCCUUCCUUUACAUACACACCUUUCUACCCGUUCGAUUUCUGAUGGCCAUUUGGGCCUUGGUGUCCCGUACGGUAGCGAGAAUAUUCCGAUUUCGGAGCAGCGGUCAAAGGCUUUUGUAUCCGGCGGAAAUUUGCGAUCUGCUCAAGGGCGUCAUUUGGGUGACUGUAACGCUUAUCAUGCUGUCGGUAGACACAAAUCGGGUGUACCACAUCAUCAAAUCGCAGUCGAUCAUCAAACUGUACAUAUUCUACAAUAUGCUGGAGGUUGGCGAUCGACUACUGUCCGCCUUUGGCCAGGAUACUAUUGAUUCUCUCUUCUGGACGGCCACUGAGCCGAAGCAUUCCAAGCGCGAACACUUUGGCGUUCUCACACACGUCCUAUUCACAUUGAUUUAUGUGUUUCUGCACAGCGGACUGAUUAUGUUUCAGGCAACCUGUUUAAAUGUGGCCGUAAACUCGAACAACAAGGGUCUGCUGACCAUUAUGAUAUCGAACAACUUUGUGGAGCUUAAGGGAUCCGUGUUCAAGAAAUUCGACAAGAACAAUCUGUUCCAGCUGACCUGCAGCGAUGUCCGGGAACGCUUCCACUUGUCCGUGCUGCUGUUCAUCGUGGUGAUCCAGACUAUGAAGGAGUUCGAUUGGAGCAUCACCCAGUUCUGUGUGAUGUUGCCCGACUGCUUCGCCGUGCUCUUUACUGAGAUUCUUAUCGAUUGGGUGAAGCAUGCGUUCAUCACGAGAUUCAACGAACUGCCGGAGAACAUUUAUCGAGAGUACACGACUAGCUUGGCCUACGAUAUGACCCAGACGCGACAGAAGCAUGCCUUUUCGGAUCACUCGGAUUUAGUGGCUCGGCGCAUGGGCUUCAUACCGUUUCCUCUGGCUGUGGUCUUGAUUAAAGCCAUAUAUACCGCCGUGUCCUUUGAGAAUCUGGCUGCCUGGCUGCUCUUCCUGCUGGCUUACUUAUUUGCCCUAGGCCUACGCAUCUGUUUGACUAUCUGUGCCCUGGGCAAGGCUUGCAAGCUAAUGAAGGAGCAUCAGACGGAGCGGAAUAGCUCCACGCCAAGUAGCAUGACCAAUGUGCCGCCAGUAGGAAUUUCGGCGCCUGUCUCCUCCACGACUUCCUUGGGCGGACAUAAUCACAAUAAUAAUAAUAACAUCAGCAUUGGCAGCAAGCCAACCGUCCAAGUGUCCACUCUGCUGACACCGCCCAGCGUUAGUGCCAAUCUCGAUGUAAGCAAUAAUUUUUCACGAACCUCAAUCGCCUCGACGUCGACGCCAAAAAAGGCAAUCAGUGAACAGGAGCUGGAUGUCACAAACUCACUGGAACUGGGAGCCACGGCUCUCUUCUCCAAUAGCGAUGUCGAUUUGGAUGAUGUGUGCCUCAACGAGCAGGUGACAAACGUGACCAACGCAACUUCCGCCGCUCAGGAGGUGUACCAGGAACAGGACCUGGUGCGCAGUCAGCCGGAUCUGAUGCUGCUCGACGAUUCCGGCGGUGGUGAGGCAAGUCCCAAGCAGGCCUUGUCACAACGGCUUCCAAAGCGAACGCACAAGCGAUCCGAGUCGGAGCCAGGAAUACCCAGCCUGGUAGACAAGGGAGGUGCUGCCGGGGGUGGUAAUCAAACGACACAGCUGUAGCCAUAAUUCGAUGCUAAUUUAUUAUUAUAUUCUUUGGUUUGUACCUUGUACGUA